Molecule: messenger RNA, 1858 nt
Organism: Nannospalax galili (Upper Galilee mountains blind mole rat)
Lineage: Eukaryota; Metazoa; Chordata; Mammalia; Rodentia; Spalacidae
Gene: Naga
Product: alpha-N-acetylgalactosaminidase
Exons: 10
Coding region: 105-1352 (415 amino acids)
Biological process (GO): glycoside catabolic process; oligosaccharide metabolic process; glycosylceramide catabolic process
Cellular component (GO): cytoplasm
Molecular function (GO): alpha-galactosidase activity
Source: RefSeq, a predicted model, not a curated record
GCUGCUGGGGCUCGCGAGUCCGGAGCGCACGCCGGGCUGGGCGCGCAGNAAGCUAAUAAGGGCAGAGAAGAUUCAGUCAGGUCCUGAGAGUUGAGUCUAAGGCAAUGUUGCAGCAGACAGUGUUCUUGCUGGCCCUGGUGGCCCAGGGGCUGACACUGGAGAAUGGGCUCCUGCGGACACCACCCAUGGGCUGGCUAGCCUGGGAACGCUUCCGCUGCAACAUCCACUGUGAUGAAGAUCCGAAGAAUUGCAUCAGUGAGCGGCUCUUCAUGGAGAUGGCUGACCGGCUGGCCCAGGAUGGAUGGCGAGAUCUGGGCUAUGUAUACCUCAACAUUGAUGACUGCUGGAUUGGUGGGCGUGAUGACAAAGGCCGUCUGGUGCCUGAUUCCAAGCGCUUCCCUCGUGGCAUUGCCUUCCUGGCUGACUAUGCUCACUCCCUGGGCCUGAAGCUGGGCAUCUAUGAGGACAUGGGCAAUAUGACGUGCAUGGGUUUCCCCGGCACCACCCUAGACACAGUGGAGCUGGAUGCCCAAACCUUCGCUGGGUGGAAAGUGGACAUGCUGAAGAUGGACGGUUGCUUCUCCACCUCCGAAGAACGCGCACAGGGGUACCCCAAGAUGUCUGCUGCCCUGAAUGCCACAGGACGUCCCAUCGCCUUUUCUUGCAGCUGGCCAGCUUAUGAAGGGGGUCUCCCCCCCAAGGUGAACUACACUCUGCUGGCUAAUAUCUGCAACCUCUGGCGUAACUAUGAUGAUAUCCAGGACUCCUGGAACAGUGUACUGUCCAUCCUGGACUGGUUUGUGAAGCACCAGGACAUUCUGCAGCCACUGGCCGGUCCUGGGCACUGGAAUGACCCAGAUAUGCUGCUCAUUGGGAACUUUGGCCUAAGCUUUGAGGAAUCUCGGUCCCAGAUGGCUCUGUGGACGAUGCUUGCAGCCCCACUCUUCAUGUCUACAGACCUGCGCACCAUCACCCCCCAGAAUAUGGAUAUUCUUCAGAAUCCACUCAUGAUCAAAAUCAACCAGGACCCCUUAGGCAUCCAGGGACGCAGGAUUUACGAGGAUGAAUACCAAAUCGAAGUGUACAAGCGGCCCCUGACUAACGAGGCGAGCGCACUGGUCUUCUUCAGCCGGAGGACAGACAUGCCUUACCACUUCCACACCUCCCUCGCAAAGCUGAACUUUCCCAGAGCCAAAGUGUAUGAUGCCCAGAACAUCUUCUCAGGAGAGAUCAUCAGUGGCCUUUGGAGUGAGAACAACUUUACUGUGGUCAUCAACCCUUCAGGGGUUGUGAUGUGGUACCUGAAUCCUGUCAAGAACAUGGAUAUAUCUGAGACAAUGUACCAGUUGUGAGGAGCCAAGAAUGACAGGCUUUGGCAGCCCCACUGAGCCUAGACCAUGGAGCCUUGGCAUGCUGAGGACAAGUGGCAGGGCACUGUCCUUCCCAGGCUGCUCAGUGAUGUGACCCCAUCAUACCCAAAGUGCAAUUGCAGGGCCAGUUCCAUGCCCUGCCAGAGCAUGGGCCCUCUUGCCAACUUCUAGGGGCAGUUUCCUGUGGCCUUCCUGGCCUCUGUCUCCACAGCUAUGCAGCUGUCACCGAACAACUUGGCCAGCCUCCUGAGCCCCUCACAGGCAGGGCAUGAUGCCCAUCAGACUCGAGCCACUGACCUUGCUGCUGACUCUGAAAUAAGGAUUGGGAAUUGAUUAGGAGUGGAGAUCUGACUCCAAGCCAGGAAUCUCAUGAAUCAUGUGAUUGGCUUUGAUAGGAGAGGGCCUUGCAGUUGAUACCUCCUGGGAGUGAGGGUCGGACAGGAGACCUUGGCUCUCUCAGGUCACCAAUAAAGCUGUUCUUUAGUUGA